UAGCUUCGUGCCGCGUAAUCUACAUUAGGAUGACAUGACAUGACUCAGUUUUGAUGGAAUGUCUACCAUCAUUAAAAACAAACAAACCAACAUUUCAUUUGUCUCGUAAAAUAUUCGAACAAAUUAAAAUCAACCUUAUUAAAAACACAACUAGAUUCAAACUUCAUUAACUAUAAUUUUGUAUGGUGGGCGACACGAGGCUAGAGCAGAGCCCAACUUACAGGAAACCGCAGCCAAAUAACAUUAGACCCUACUCAUACCCUAGUGUUGUGUUCCUGCCGGUGAGUAAAGUUGCCAGAGUGUCAAGCGUACAUAGGCUACGGAGACUCCUUACCAUCAGGCGGGCCGUAUGCUUGUUUACCACCGACGUAGUAUAAAAAAAGUAAAAGCUUUUCACCACACCAGCUCGUAGAAGCUCUCUUGAUUGUUCAAAAACUAAUGAGAAAGUUACAUUUUAUCCACAAGAGUGGCAAAGUAAUUUGAUGCAAAUUUGGAGUUGUAUCCUUAUGUUAGCUGGUAGAAUUGACUUUUAAAUAAUGGUUUUGAAUGAUUAAUAUUUAAUAACGUUCAUUUGGAUUCAAUUUGGUUUAUUUUGUUUUUUGUUUAAUGUUUUAUAGUAAGUAUUUUCCUCGUGUUGGUGUGGUGAACAAUUUUGUGUUUCACUCGGUGACAAUUUUUUUAAACCCUCGCGCCUUGAAACAUUCGCAACGCUCAAUAUUUCACUUUUCGAAUUUAGGAAUCUUUUGCUUGAACGGGUAUCAAUAUUAACACGAGCGGUUAACAAGAACAACUGUGCCUCCUUGUAAAAACAAAUAACUAUUACGAGGCACACUUAUGUCUAAGCAUAUUAAUAAUUUCUCUUCCCAUACUAUGUGAGGAGCUUAUAUUCAAAACCUGAUUUUGUCACAUUUUUUUUAACCAUUAUAAAAGGUUACGUUACUUCGUAAAUCUUCGUUAAUAUUUUUAUUUAUUUUCCCAUAUUAGUUAUUAUGAAUUUUUAUAGCGGAAUCAUAUGCAAAAACAAUUUUGUCUACAAGAUUUUCUCAUGCAAAAAAUGAUUUGUCAUUUCAGCCAAUUGCUAGUCUGUUUUGCCGCCGUUUUGCUUAAGGAGAAAACGCUUUUUGUUUGGUUUGAUGUACACUUUUUCAAAGGACUCUUACGUCAAACGUGGGGCUAAACUAAAUAUGAUUUGUCCUUAUAACGUUGGUGCAUAAAAAGUUUUGUCCACAAUGUCCAAGCAUAAAACGAUUUGUCCAUUUUUAAAUCGCAAAAAUCCAAGUUAAUUUGUAUGGGUAGUUAUUUCGAAUAAUUUUAAAAUAGUAUUAGUGUAAACAUUUUUUUUAAUUAACAGUGCAAAGUUUCAGUUGUAUCAAUUUAAUACGUAUGAAUAAUAGUUUUUUUUUUUUUUUUCAUUUAUCCCAGUUUGAUAUAACGGUGACAAGUCAGGUUUUGAAUAUAAGCUCGUCAUGUAUCACGCCUGGUAAAUACUUGGUGAAUUUACCCUAAAGUCGAUAACACAUUUCAAUUAAACAAACCGCCGAUACGGAUAUCCCCGUCUUUUCACACGUCAUACCAUCUUUGUCAUUUCAGUUCUUUAAGGGUUAAACGAAUAUAAAAGCCCAUAAAACUGCUAAAAUUUGACAAAAAUAAGGUGGCUACCAUACUUGGCAGUCACCUAGUAAUUCAUUAGUGGAAGUGGCUCAGUAAGCCAGAGAAAAACAAUUAUUAGCUGAUCAAACUUCAGGUAUUUAUUAUUAUCUUGCUAAAAUAUUAUAAUAGUUAAUUAAGAUAUGUGUUGGGACUAUCAUAACAUAGUAAAGUUUUUUGACCUAUUGCUACUUUUGAUUUUAGACUAUGAGAUUUUGUUUAGUAUGUCUACUACGACUAGAUAUCAACGCAGACUUCAUAGAAUACAAGAUUUGAAAAACAUCCAUAGACAGAUCCACGAUAGGGCAUACUUAACCUCUAUUAAUAAUACUUCUAAAAAGCGUAUACGAGUAUCUUCUUUGAAUUCACUAACAAUAGUAGUAUAUUUUAAAUAGGCUAAUCAUUAGUGUAGAAUGACCCAACUUUAUUUAGUCCAAAAGGUAUAAAAGAUGUUUUCAUGAAUUUAAAAGGGCAAAAAACUACAAAAAGCAGUGAUAAUUCAUCAUAAAAGUGUAGGUUGGUUAGGUAGGCCUAUUUUCUUUACUUUUGGGACAAUGCUUUUGCACUGUAAUAUUAGUUUAUCAUUGCCCAAAAUAAUAAAGUGUAUUUUUUUACUGUACCUUAUCAGAAUGCAGUCAAUCAUUCUACUUCUAUGCGUGAUGACGGUUGCCGCUCGUCAUGAGUUUACCUUCGAAGACGUUAUCCAUGAGGAGUGGGAAGAUUUCAAGUUGCAGUUCGACAAACAAUUCAAAUCAAUGACGGAAGACCGCCAACACAUGGGCAUUUACGCCCUGAACAAAUACAAAAUAGCAAAGCACAAUGAAAUGUACGAAAAAGGGAAGUGCUCAUACAAACUAAAAGUGAACAAGUAUUGCGACAUGCUGGAGCCCGAAUUUAACAAGAAGAUGAAAGGUUUUAUUUACCGACGCGACCCUGGUGCAGCGAAUCACUCUAAGCCCUUCAGAACACCUAUAUUGGCGGACUACCCGGCGAUGGUGGACUGGCGUCAGCGGGGCGUGGUCACGGAUGUCAAGGACCAGAAGCAAUGCGGCUCCUGUUGGGCUUUCAGUGCUACGGGCGCUCUCGAAGGCCAAACAGCAAUAAAAAACAAACGACUGGUGUCCCUAUCGGAGCAAAACUUGAUCGACUGUUGUACGAGCAAGUACGACAACAACGGUUGUAGCGGCGGUUGGAUGAACAGCGCCUUCCAGUACAUCAAGGACAACGGCGGGAUCAGUGCGGAAGCAGCCUACCCCUACCAGGCGGAUCAACAACAGUGCAGAUACAACCCUAGAAACUCCGCCGCCACCUGCACUGGUUAUGUGAGCAUACCGCAAGGAGACGAAGGGAAGUUGAUGGACGCAGUCGCAACGAUAGGGCCGAUAGCCGUCGCCAUCGACGCACCCAGCACGUUCCACCAGUACGCGGAAGGGGUGUAUUAUGAGCCAGCUUGCAAGACUAACAGUCCUAACCAUGCCGUUCUGGUUGUGGGAUACGGCACUGACCCACAAGGAGGAGACUACUGGUUGGCCAAGAACUCGUGGGGCAAGUCGUGGGGCAUCGACGGCUAUAUCAAGAUGGCGCGCAACCGCGGCAAUCACUGCGGCAUCGCCAGCGUGGCUUCUUACCCGACCGUUUAACACUGUUUAAUUUUUUUUAAAUAUUUUAAGUUAGGUGAGCACAUAUAUUUUACUACCCCGCGACUUUGUCUGCAUAUAAUUAGUACUUCCAUAGUAAAAUCCACCCUUCUUUUCGCCCCUUUAACACUUUCAAUGUCAAGCAUCCCAUUUCUAAUACAAAAUAAACACACCUAGCAUGUGAAGGGAUGAUUUCCGUGAUAAAAUCAAUCCUAUGUAGGUGCUUCCUCGGGACGCAAACUCUCUUCAUGCCAAAUUUUACUUAAAUUGGUUCAGCGCGAUAAUUUGAAGAGGUAAUA
Messenger RNA from Cydia pomonella (codling moth), 3583 nucleotides. RefSeq names its product procathepsin L-like. Lineage: Eukaryota; Metazoa; Arthropoda; Insecta; Lepidoptera; Tortricidae. Gene Ontology annotation, cellular component: lysosome. The transcript is spliced from 6 exons. Gene Ontology annotation, biological process: immune response. Gene Ontology annotation, molecular function: cysteine-type endopeptidase activity. The coding region runs from base 2202 to 3287 and encodes 361 amino acids. The record is from RefSeq and is a predicted model, not a curated record.